This is a messenger RNA of Dromaius novaehollandiae (emu), 8564 nucleotides long. RefSeq names its product leucine zipper protein 1 (gene LUZP1). Gene Ontology annotation, biological process: neural fold bending. NCBI's taxonomy places the organism in Eukaryota, Metazoa, Chordata, Aves, Casuariiformes, Dromaiidae. The transcript has 6 exons. The record is from RefSeq and is a predicted model, not a curated record. The coding region runs from base 471 to 3833 and encodes 1120 amino acids.
CCGCCGCUCCCCUCCCCCGCCUGACGUCAAGCCGCCAGCCCGGUGCUGGGUCUCCGCCUCUCAUUGUCAGCCGCCCGGAGCCCGCAGUCGGAGCCCGGAGCCCCGCGGGCUGCGGCUGCCCGAGUCGCGGCGCGGCUGCCAGAGCCCGGGCUGCCCCGGCCGCUGCCCGCGCGGCCACAGCGCGCCGCGGGCGGCGGGGACGGCGCCGGCCGCCCAGGUGGAACUUCCUGUGUUUGUGCCCAUUGCCGCGUCUUGUCACUGGGCACCACUGCAAAGACUGUCAUCCAUCUUCUUUACACCCUCCUUUCAGCUUGUGUCCUGUCCUUUCACUAUGCACCUCUGAGAAGAGCCUGGCUAUCUUCUCUACACCCUCCCAUUAGGGUGAGAUUGCCUCUGUCCAAAGAAACUGUAAAAUACCAGGAAAAAACAAGGUAUUUAGGCUUUUCACCCAGAAGGAAUAAAAAAUAAACAUGGCAGAAUUCACAGGUUACAAGGAAACCUCGAAUCGCCAUCUACGAUUCAAAUUACAGAGUCUUAGUCGCCGCCUUGAUGAACUGGAGGAAGCAACAAAAAAUCUCCAGAAAGCAGAGGAUGAGCUGCUUGACCUCCAGGACAAAGUUAUCCAGGCAGAAGGCAGCAAUUCCAGCAUGCUGGCUGAUGUCGAAGCCCUGCGGAAAAGAGUGCUGAAGAUUGAAGGCAAGGAUGAAGAAAUUAAGAAGGCAGAAGAGCUUUGCCGUUUAAUGAAAGAAAAACUUGAAGAGGAAGAAAGCCUCACCCGAGAGCUGAAGGCAGAAAUUGAACGACUUCAGAAGAGAAUGGCAGAACUGGAAAAGCUGGAGGAAGCAUUCAGCAGAAGCAAGAAUGACUGUACCCAGCUGUGUCUUAGCCUGAAUGAGGAAAAGAACUUGACCAAAAAGAUAUCUACAGAAUUAGAAAUACUUAGAGUGAAAGUGAAAGAACUUGAAGCAUCUGAAGACAGGCUGGAUAAAACUGAGCAGAGCUUAACGGGUGAGUUAGAAAAACUGAAAUCCUUAGCACUGAGCUUUAUCAGUGAAAGAAAACAUUUUAAUGAAAGAGAAAAGCAGAACGAAAAGUUAAUCCAGGAGCUAACCCAGAAACUAGAGCAAAACAAUAAACUAAAUAGGGCAGAUCAAACUAGAAAUGCAUCCAACUUGCUAGAAAGAUCAUCAAAUAAUCUCUUGGACAGAAAUGAUUUGAGAAUUGAAGAUGACUUGUCGCCAGCACUGCCCUCUAAAGAAACCAGGAGGAAGGGAAGUGUGGAUUACCUAAAACAUGUAGAAAAUGAAACCAGGAAUAAAUCAGAAAACCAAAAGAACAAAAAUCAGGAAGACAACAAAGUGAAAGAUCUCACCCAAGAAAUCGAGAAACUUAAAACUCAGAUCAAGCAUUUUGAAUCUUUAGAAGAAGAACUUAAAAAAAUGAGAGCCAAAAACAAUGACCUGCAAGACAGUUAUUUGAGCGAACAGAAUAAAAACAAACUCUUGAUUGGUCAAUUAGAAGAAAUAAAAAUGCAGAUAAAGAAACAGAAAGAUCUGGAGAAUGGAGAGGUAGAAAAUGAAGAUAUGAGCUUUUCUAGCAGGGGGAAACACGACAAACCUAAAUACAGAGGUAUCACAGCUGAUCUAGCCGCUACCAAGCACAAGCCAAGGGAACUUUCACCCCAGCACCGAAGGGAAAGAAUGCGGAACAGAGAUUUCUCCUUCAGUAAUGACAGCUACAGCCACAGUGGUAAGCAAGUACCCAGUCCAAGCUUAAUGAACAGGAAAUCCGGAAAGGCAUCCAGUGCGUCUACCCUUCUAGAUGCUACUGCGACAGAUACAAAAAGACUAGAAGAGAAAUCUUUAGUUUCCACUUUUUCAUCUGGUCAGAAGGAAGGCUGUGUCGCACAGAAUGAGGGAAAGCGGUCAAAAGAGCAGCCGUCUGUCCUCAGUCGAUAUCCUCCUGCUGCACAUGAGCAGAAAUCUUGGAAAUCUCCUUCCAAACCUGUUAACGACACAGGCCUGAGAUCCAAGGUUGAAAAGCCGUAUCAGAUGCUCCGUGGCAACUGCCAAACCAACUCUGAUGCACGGGAUGAAAAAUCAAGCAAAGGAGAAUCAGUGUAUUCUUUGCCUGAGAAGCUGAAAACAAGUCAGGCAGAAGCUGCUGACUCUGCAGACAUGCUCCUCCCCAAGGGUAAUCACACCUCUUCCAAUGGAACUGCUUCAGCAUAUAGGUAUCACCUCUCUUCCCAGACAUCAGCGUCAGACUCCAUCAGCUCUAAAGCAGAAGGAACAAACACCUUUGCUGCAUCUCACAAGCAGCCCUCAGAGGGGAGGGCUAAAAAAGCAGUAAGCUCCCAAGAGAAAGAUUUCACAGACACUUUACUUGAAAAUAUGAAGCCUUCAACAUUAAUAAAGCGUUCACAUCGCUCAAGGAGUCAAGAAGACAUUCUGCAGAUUCUUACAGGUCUUGAUAAAGAAGACACAGAACAGUCUUCAACUUCAACAACAGAUCAUAUAAAUACUGGCUUUAAAACAGACUCCCAAACCAUCCAAAGUAGUCAUGAAAAAAUUAAUUCAGAAGAAGAAACAGGAAGAAGCAAAAAAGCAACCACCCAGUCAGACUUUGAGACAAGAAAGAAAGCCACUUCCAAAGAGUUCUCCAAUUCCAGGGGAGUUUUUAGAGCAUCUGUUUUUGAAAAUGACAAGAAUACUGUAAAUGAUGAAGAAUCCACCAAAUCUAUGAAAACAUCAGAUGCCAGCACUGGAGGAUUAAAAUCCAGAAGGUCAUUCAGCCCAAGAGAAGCUCUGAGAUCAAAAGCCAUCAUUAAACCUGCAAUCAUUGAAAAAGACAUGAAAGCAGUAAUGGGAGGGACUGUUUCUGAGGCAGAGUCAGAAAAACAGAAAGGUGUUUUCAAAACCACGACUAAUAAAAUGACAAGUAGUAUCACAAUCUUCCCUUCUGAGCCAACAUCUUCAUCAAGGACCAGUGUAGAUGUAGCAACAAAGGAAAGGCAUGUUACCACCAGCAACAUUAGAGUUGCUCCAAACGAACCCUCACCAAUAACUAACAGUCUCCCCACACCCUUUGAGAUAUCAGUUAAUAAAAGUGCUCUGAAAUUAUCUGAGACAGACAGAAUUGGAGAUGUGGCUCUGAGAAGUAGAGCAGAAACAGUAGUGUCAAGAAGCAGUAUUAUGAUAAAGCCUUCUGAACUCCCAGAAAAGAGUAGCGAGCCAUCUUCGGAGACAAUCACCUGGAAGAACCAUGGCUCUUUAGACACUGUUUCAUCAGAAACAAAACACGUCACUGUGAGAAGUGCUUGGAGAACAAGGCAAGGCUUACAUUCCCUGGAUGACUCUCAAACCAAAGUGGAGAAGAAUGCAGCUUCAAGUACUACGAACAUGUGCAGACCCUCUGCAGAUCUCUCUGAAACUGAAGGGAACCAUGCAAGAACCAACUCACUUGAGCAGAACUCAGCACGGAUGAGUGCCGUAGCCGAUUCCUGGAAUGACCCUGAACUGGGCUCCCGAAGGACCAAAAGUAGCCUAACUGCAUCUGAACUGCUAACACGCAGGAGCUACAUCAGUGAUCCUACAGUGGCUUCUACUUGGCACCGAACUGCAUUACUUGAGGAAAGCAAAGAUUUUGUGCCUAGUUCCAGAAGAAAACAAUAUGGCUCUUCUGAGUAUCUUUCACAGGUUGACACACCAGGGAAAAGGCCAGCCUCCAAGACGGACCUGCAGGACACCGAAUCCAAUCCCCGUGCACAGCUGGGUGUCCAAGCAGAGGAGCAGGGUGUUUCCCGUUCCUGCCGGACAACAUCUAGGAGAUGAAUUGUAUUCCCUUCCACCAAGCGAACACUCUGCAUAGUGGAGCAAGAGACAGGAUAUUACCAAGCUCACAGGUGUCACACCUGCAUUGUAACCUCUCCAGAGGCUUCAGCUAGCCUGAAACCAGUUUUGCGAGGUACAGGAGCUUUACCAGUGAAUUUUCCUUCAUUGCUGAAGAGGCAGCUGCAGACACUUUGCUCAGGGGACUCCCACUUCUCAUCUCUGUACCUGCAAUCUGAAUUUUCUCCAUAGGAUGAUAGGUCUAUUUCCAUAUGGAAACCUUGAGUGCAUGGUCACUCUUUCAAACUGAAGUAUGGUACUCCCCAGAAAGAGGUAACUCCUCAUUAAUCACCUUCAUUUAGACAAGAUCCCAAAAAUAUCCCUGUGACUACAGUCCACCUGCCCAUGAUAGCUGUCCUACACACCUCCGCAACUGAAAGUGUUCAGGUUCCUAGUGAAAGUUUGCAUUCUUCUAAUAUACCCUUAUUAACUUGAGUUGUGAUCACCUCCGGUACCUGUGUUGCUAGCACCCUCAAUCUAUGGUCGGGAGGAAAACAUUCCCCACUGGUUGCUUUACACACUAACAGGAGAAGGUGAACAGGGAAGGAGAGCAGAAACUGUUGUUUAGAAGCAGUUUCUUUCCCAUUGGUCUCAGCCUCUGCCACAAGCUUUGCACGAGGCAAGACCCAUUCAUUACUGGCUGAGAUCUUACACCGAGCCAAACAAAACAGCAGUUCAGACAGCAGUGAAACUUUCUCCUGCCUUGGACGGGCAUGCUUUUUUGCCCAAAGCUUUAUGUCCAUCAAACUCCGCCAGCACCAGCUCUGCUGCUCGUUCUCAGCCAUUGAAUGCUAAGGGACAAAGAAAUGCUUUUCUUGUGGCUUGGGGCACAGAAUGCCCUUCUUCCUUCCAAAAACAGAGGGGAGACUGAACCCUAAGCUGAGCUGCAGGAGGGCUACCUAGGCAGCCCCAGGCUAUGCCCAUCUUCAGAGCCCUCCCAUCUGCCUUGGCUGGGACCCAGGUACAGCCAGAGACCAUUGCAAAUAUGGAAAUGCAAAAAUGCUCACAGGACAAGAUGCUAGGUGGCAUAACUGUUGGGGAAAGCCACCACCUCUCCAGUCUGCACAGUAGCCACGGGUGGUACUCAGGUAGAAGCUAUUAGCACAGCAUCUGCCCUGAGGAAGGUGAAUGUGGGAGACUAUCCAAUCACACAUGUGUAUGUCAUAUUUCUUCCCUCUGCGUUGGUCAUAUAUGCCUUAAUUGUGAGGGGCAAAUGAACCGAAGAACAGAGCUGGUUGGAAAAUAUCUAUCAAAACACUAUCUGUAAAGUAUUUCCUAAAAGGAAAGUGUUCCAGUCAUAGGAUUUUUUUAAUAAAGUCUAAGUGGAAGAAGGAGAAAGAUUUUAUUUUUGAAAAAAUGUCUUCCUAUGCAGUUUUAGAUCCCCCCCCCCAAAUUUAUAUUUUUAACAUUUCAUUUUAUUGCUUUUUAUUUCAUGUAGAAAUGUCAGGUUGCAUAAAAACACAGAAAGAUAAUGCUUUUACAUUAGUACUAAGCACAGGUGCUCUAAUAAUCUUAAAACUAAAGUAUAUUAAAAUAGACUGUUAUCAACUGCUAUUUUGCACCCCUUCAUGAGAUGGCAGUGCUAGCAGAGAAUAGGCUAAAUAUCAAAUAUAAUAGAAAAAGCUUUUAAACUCAAAAUUCAAACUAAAGAAAUUGAAAUUUUGCAGUUAAAUUCAAAUUUCUGAUAUUCUCUGCCACACUCCUCUGCCCCUAUUUAUUGGGAUAUUUUGAAAAACUGGUGUGUAUUUUGCAACGUGAAACUAAAAUACAUUCUUGAACUAGCAUGUGAAAGUGCAACAUCCACCCUGCACCUCGCCUUGCUCAGGGUGUGACUGUAUGGCAGGAGCACCACAAAAAAAAAGAAGUUGCUGAGAUUGAUUGCUUUAAUGAUACAAGCUUCCCCUCCCUCUUCACACAGUCUUCAAGGCUCUUUACAGCUCAUAAAUAGCAUCUCAGCCUGACCAGCAGCAACAUGUGCUGUAGCAGUGCUUUCAUGGGUCAUGCUUGCUUGCUAGCUAGCCUCUCUCUGCCAGCCCCAAGAUGUUGGGUUCUGGGUCUUUUCCUCAUAUUUUCAUGUUAGAGUGAACAUUUCCCUUAAUUAAAAAACAAACAAAAAAAACCCAAAAAAACACACAAACAAAAAACCCCACUACCUCAGGCCAUUUUCCAUCUGUUUCAUGGCAGAUAUUGCUGUGAAAAACCUUGCCAUGCCAGUACUGUCAUUCCGUAGCCAGCAACUUGAAUGCCUCGUGCAAUAACUGCUUUCUGAACCUGGGAGUUGGCUUCUCAAAGGAUCCUUAGCACAUACAUGCCUCUUCAGAUAUCCACAGUAACUAUUUACCAGCAUUUACGUUCCCAGACUUGCUGCUCAGCUGCUGCCCAGAUAGGUAAAAUAAGUCCAGCUGUAGUUGCUAUGGAAGAACCGCUGUUGACCAACUUGACCUUGCAGUUCAAUCCUAUAAGAGGAGCAGAGUUUUUGAAAUCCCCCCCUCUGUCCUGUGUCAGUGCUAUCCUGAACAGGCAGCAUGGUUUUGAACAGGCAGCAUGGUUUUGAACAGUCAAAUGCAACAGCUGGACAAGCAGCAUAGCACAUACACCGCCACAGAGGAUGAGGAUUGCUCCAAGCAUCUACUUCAUGGCUUUCUUCACGGUGACAAUCACUGUCCUACAGCAGGACAGGGAUUGUCCAAGUCCCACAGUGGGGAGACAUAUUCACCAGCCCCCUUCUUUUCAAGUUUCUGCAGCUGGUCACAAAGCUGUGGUUUACCCUUCAAAUUUCAGCCCCACAGCUCACCCCAAUAAUGCAGCCACAUUCCUGAAACCAGGGGGAAACAACAAAAACAAACAAAACCAAACAAAAACACCAGUGGCAAUCGUUGCCAUUUUUCUCUUCUGUCAACCAGAGCCUCUCUCUUCCUUAGCUAGAGCCAAGGGCAACUGAAGGGAAUGUCAUUGCUGCUCUAAAUGUACUGUCUGAUCACACCGCACAGUAAGAGCCUCUCAGAUAUGGACACAACAGACCCAGCAAUGCAACUACUGCGGCACUAUCUGCUCUCCUCAGGUGCUUCUCACAGAGUAAGUUUGUCUUCUUUUCUCCAGCUGCUUUGUCCUUGGGGAGACAAAGCAAGGCUAGAGGCGGCCUUAGUCCUUCAUUCAGUAUUUUACAGCACGUUAUCUUGAAUUCAGGCUCAGUCUCACUGCUUGCAAGUGAUGAAUAUAGAUGUCAUUUGGUAACUGUAAACUGGGUUAUUUUACCACAACUGAGAUUAAAUCUGAGAAAGGAAAACCCUUUUUAAAAUUGAAAGGGGCCAUGCCCUCUAAUCAUGAGUGCAAUAGGAGCUGAUUGUAUUAUUAAACUUAUAGUGAUGACUUCAGGAAACACGAUGUGUUUUACUCAAAUUGCACACUUUUUUGAACAGCUGUAAAAUAGAGUAUAUGUGUAAAUAUUGCCAUCACUGAAGAAAUAUUUGUAAUUUUAGCAUAUAAAUAUAUCAGGCUUUUCAGUGGACUUGGUGAUGCUGAGAAGCUGUGCGUCAAGCAUUCGGAUAAUUCCAAAGUUGUAAAUGUAUUUGCUGUACAGAGGAAGUGUGUCAGUGCUCUGCCUCUUCUCCCAAGGAAACAAAGAGACUGGUCCCUUUUGGAGAGCCAGCAGCUUUCACCAGAGAAGGCUGAUGCCAGCUUGGGGGCCAGCAGCUUGCUACUCAUGGAGCUGCUUCCUUUGUAUCUGGAAAAGGCACUGCAGGUUCCCUUGGCAAUGCCGUGAGCAGAAGGCAGCCUCUCCAGCAGCUCAGGUAGUAUGGAGGGAGGACAGCUUCACGUUCAGCCACCAGUGCCAAGUGUUGUCAAGCUGCAGCUCACUGGACAUGGAUGAGGGGAAUCUCUUUCUGCAGACAGUGCCUCCAGAAAAGGGGAGAUGGCAGAAAGCACAGGGAAGGGUGGCAAAACCUUGGUGCUCCAAGAGACAACUGACAUGAGCAAUUCCUUAGCUGCAGAUUGAAGCAAUAGUCAUAUUGAUGUUACCUCUAAAUAGUAGACCUCAUCUCUGCCACCCCUGCACAUCACUACGGAGUGGUUCAAACACUGCUACAAGGCCAGCCUCCAGCGGACUGCUCUACACAUGAUGAAACAUGAAGCCAUUUUUCGCAGAGGCCUCUGAUGGUCAGUAAUGAAACACCCAAAGGAUUAUCUUCCUAGGCUGUCCAGCAUGCAGUGCAGGCUCCUGCCUGGAGGAAGCAGCACUCCAGACUGCGUGGAAUGUAUUUUUAAGAGAAGAAAUCUAUUUUUUUGUAUUUGCAGACAAAUGUUUGGGCUGGGACAGCUUAGUUACAAGACAACGUUGCAAGAAGUCUUUUCAUAUUCACAGACUCGUCCAAGUCAAGCGACUUCUCCAGGGUUACAGUAUUCCCUAUUUUCCUAAAGCAAACUUUGUGUCCAAUAGCGCUAUCGGCACUGUUUCACCUUCUCAAAAUCCUCCCUGUCUCAGCAUGCUCAACAGAGGGAAGCCAGCUCUUUCCUCCCAAGGCUGCCCAUAUAGCAGAUACAGAUGGUGCUCACCUCUUACACAGUGCUCUUAGUCUGCAUGCCAAACGUAAUCACACACUUUAUCUGCAUGUCUUUCCUGACUCAAACAUUGUCAGCUCUACAGUAUAUAACCAAUAAAAGUCUCUCUUUUUA